UGUAAGUGACCAGAAGGUUUACAGGAACUAUACACAACCAACUUACACCAUUUCACCUAAGACGAUGGCACUACACAUGCUGAGACAUAAUGACAAGAUGUUUCUAAUGAUGUUUGUGACUUUUGUGGUGCUGAGUACUACUGCAGACUGCUUCUUCUGCCCUGCCCUGGCAGCCAUCGCGACUUGGCUGGGUCUGUCAGAGAGCGUUGCUGGAGUCACAGUGUUGGCCUUCGGCAAUGGCUCACCUGAUAUAUUCACGUCCAUUGCAGCAGCCCCAUCUGGCCGUGUUGGCAUGAUUCUGGCAGAAUUACUCGGAGGUGGAAUAUUUGUGACAACAGUUACAGCAGGAUUCGUUCUACUGUGCACACCUUUCAAGAUGUAUGGAACAUCAUUUCUGAGAGACGGUAUAUUUUAUCUCAUGGCGGUUCUGUGGUUGUAUAUUAUAUUCCUUGAUGGACACCUUACAUACAUUGAGACCACAGCUAUGAUAAUAAUAUAUGGAGUUUACUUGGCGGUCGUACUGAUUGGAAACUAUAUUGAGGCCUACAAGCUGAAGAAAGAACAAAUCAGGUCAUUUAUGGAAAAAGUAGGGAACAAUCAAAGUUCUCGGCGCAGUACAAGGCACACACUCCCACCUCCCACACGACAGCGUAAACAGUCCAUAAGUACACUAAUGGUGCAUUCUGAAGAAGAGCUGUUAAGGGGACCUGUACAUCACGGCAUGUAGCUUUUACUGGUACUUUGAAAUUUAAUAAUGCUAGACUGUCAAUAGAUUCAGG
Molecule: messenger RNA, 779 nt
Organism: Schistocerca piceifrons (Central American locust)
Lineage: Eukaryota; Metazoa; Arthropoda; Insecta; Orthoptera; Acrididae
Product: mitochondrial sodium/calcium exchanger protein-like
Exons: 7
Coding region: 65-727 (220 amino acids)
Biological process (GO): monoatomic cation transport; intracellular calcium ion homeostasis; transmembrane transport
Cellular component (GO): membrane
Molecular function (GO): monoatomic cation transmembrane transporter activity
Source: RefSeq, a predicted model, not a curated record